UUCUUACCACUCUGUGUGUGUUUUCAGAGAGACGCCGGUGUGCAGAGGCUCAGCCGUCACUUCCUGUGGUCAGAGUUCUCCGACGACAGGCGUCUCUUCCAUCAGGAGUUCGUCUUCGACGUCCUGCUGUUCGCUGUGGGCCGCGGCUUCUCCUGGCCGGACGUGGUGCGGGCGGCCGAGCUCGCCAAAAGCCUCUUCCCACAGAUGGACGGUCAGCAAACCCAGCAGCUCACGAUUCCUAUCAACCCGGUUUUUAUUUGCUUCCCAAACCUGACCUCCGUCCACCAGCACGACUUCACGCGUCUCCUCACAGACGGCUGCUUCAGGAGGAGCCGGCUCUUCCAGGCCGUGGCGGGCGGAGCCAAAACCUCCACGGUUCAGAUCCAGCUGCAGGUGGACCUGCCGCCCAUUCCCUGUCCACUAAAUAAGGGUGCUGUGGGGCGGGUUCAGGCUGCCGUCGGGGCCUCUCUGGGCCAGGUGGCGGCCAGCCUGCAGCAGGAGGCCUUUCUGCUCACAGACAUCCUGCAGAUCAAGCUGCAGCUGGCUGCUCCGGCCACCAGGGGGCAGCACAGCCCAUCGCCCACCCAGCCACCAGCCAGAGCUAAAACCAAAGCUAAAGGAGGACUGAAGGAGUCCGUAAAGGCGGCGUGA
This is a messenger RNA of Menidia menidia (Atlantic silverside), 651 nucleotides long. Lineage: Eukaryota; Metazoa; Chordata; Actinopteri; Atheriniformes; Atherinopsidae. The record is from the annotation of a GenBank genome assembly.